This is a messenger RNA of Symbiodinium sp. CCMP2456, 1695 nucleotides long. NCBI's taxonomy places the organism in Eukaryota, Dinophyceae, Suessiales, Symbiodiniaceae. The record is from the annotation of a GenBank genome assembly.
AUGGAGCUGAUCGAUCAGAUCAUCGUUCCUUGUUGUCUUUUAGGCCUCGUCGCGGCCCUGGCGCAGUUUUUGGUGAUCAGGAAAAUCAAGCUGACCCCGGAUGGCAAGGAUAGCCUCAGUACUGGGCUGACGGCAGGCGGCAGUGAGCAGGCGGCCAAGCUGGUGCCGGAGAUUUAUGAAAAGAUCAUGACGGGCGCCAUUCAGUUCCUCAAGGUCGAGUACGCCAUCUGCGCCGCGUUCUGCGUCGCUUUUGCCGUGUUGAUCAGCGCUCUGGUGUCUUGGGGAACGAAGAGCACCCUGCAAGGGCACCUUACAGCGGGCGCCUUCCUCACAGGAGCUUUCACGUCGAUGCUCUGUGGGUUCCUGGGCAUGAUGAUCGCCACCUACUCGAACGCACGCACCACCCUGGCCUGUGCCUACAGCGGCUACACCCUGGGCUUCAACACCGCCUUCCGUGGCGGCAGCGUCAUGGGCUAUGCGCUGUGCUCUCUGGGUGUCUUCGUUCUCUGGGUUUUGCUGAGCUUCUACCGCACCAUCUUCCCGGAGGCUGACGACUGGGAGAUCCUCUUCGACUGCGCGGCCGGCUAUGGCCUGGGUGGCAGCACCGUCGCCAUGUUCGGACGUGUCGGCGGAGGUAUCUACACCAAGGCUGCCGACGUCGGUGCGGACUUGGUCGGCAAGGUCGUUGCCGGCCUGGAUGAGGACGAUCCCAACAACCCCGCCACCAUCGCAGACAACGUCGGCGACAACGUGGGCGACAUCGCCGGCAUGGGCGCGGACCUCUUCGGUUCCUUCGCUGAGAGCACCUGUGCCGCACUGGUUAUCGCCGCCGCCGCGGUGGAAGGCUCGCACCACACGCUGGCAGAUGCCGGCUGGAAUGCCAUGCUCUUCCCUCUGGCCAUCUCGGCUGUCGGCAUUGUCAUCUGCAUUCUCUGUGGUUUUGUGGCCACCAACAUCUCGCCUGUCAAGGAAGAGGCCGACAUCGAGACUGUGCUGAAGGUGCAGAUGGUGCUCACAGCCGUCCUGAUGUUGCCCGUCAUCUACUACCUUGCAGUUUUCUUGCUCCCUGCAGAGUUCCGUUUGGAGGGUGUGCGCCUGACAGAGGACGGACACCCGGCCAAGAUCACUGGAAGCCCGUACAAGUGCUUCAUCUGCGCCACCAUGGGCUGCGUGGGCGGCCUCAUCAUCGGUUUGGUCACAGAGUACUUCACCUCCCACAGCUACGUGCCCACGCGUGAGCUGGCCGCCGCGUGCAAGUUCGGCACCGCCGUGAACAUCAUCCAGGGCUUGGCCUUGGGCUACAAGAGCUGCAUCGUGCCGGUCUUCGUGCUGUCCUCGGGCAUCUUCGUGUCCUUCCAGCUCUGCGACCUCUACGGCAUCGCCCUGGCGGCUUUGGGCAUGCUCGCGACGCUCUCCUGCGGCCUCACCAUCGACGGCUUCGGCCCCAUCUCGGACAACGCAGGCGGCAUCGCGGAGAUGGCGCUCUUCGGCCCCGAGGUGCGCCGCCGCACGGAUGCCCUGGACGCCGCCGGCAACACCACCGCGGCCAUCGGCAAGGGCUUCGCCAUCGGCUCCGCCGCCCUGGUCUCCCUGACCGGCGUCAACAUCCUGGAGCCCGUCACCUUCGCCUUCCUCAUCAUCGGCUGCAUGGUGCCCUACUGGUUCGCCGCCCUCACCAUGAAGUCCGUCGGCAAG